AUGAAAGUGAGCAGUGUUUGUGUUUUUGUUUUCUGGAUAGCUUUAGUCUUAUACUGGUUUUUUACAAGAAAUGGUGGAAACACACCACCAGGACCUAUAGGCCUUCCCUAUGUGGGUUACUUGCCUUUUCUCUCCCCGAAACCUUAUUUGGAUUUUCAAAGAUUAGCAAGAAUCUAUGGACCUAUUUUUAGUGUACGCUUAGGAACUGCUUUGCUUGUUGUGGUUGAUGAAUUGGAGCCAAACAAGAAAAUAUUUUUUGUCAACGACCCAUUUACGCUGAUAUUCAAUAGAACCAUUGAAGAAGAUGAUGAUAUAUUGGGUAGUAUAUUUGCUACUAUUAACGCUCAACUCUAUGAACUCAUAGUCCCACCCAGAAGACGAGGGAACUCCAGGAUCAAAUAUUGGGACCAUUUACAAGCAGCAGGGACUUCCGGUGAUGCUAUGAUUCAUGCUUUCUUUAUUCCUAAACAUACCUUCAUUGUUAUGAAUAUCUGGUCAGAGUAUCACAGCCGAGAAAAAUGGGGAGAAGACUAUUCUGAUUUCAAUCCAAGAAGAUUUAUAUCGGAAAACAAUAAAACUCUUCUAAAACCAACAGAUUUUUCUAUUAACUUAGAUUCUUGGGCGAGAAUUAAGAAAGACUGUCUCUUUGCAAGAAUUUUUUAUGCAUUUGUAACUAUUUUGAAAAAAUUCUUGGUCACUGCUCCUGAAAGAAAACUGCCCUUGUUAGAAGAAAAGUUUAAUUGGUGUUUAACACCUCAAAAACAAGAGUUACGGUUAAUUCGUAGACAUUAA
This is a messenger RNA of Parasteatoda tepidariorum (common house spider), 792 nucleotides long. The record is from RefSeq and is a predicted model, not a curated record. NCBI's taxonomy places the organism in Eukaryota, Metazoa, Arthropoda, Arachnida, Araneae, Theridiidae.